Alternaria atra is the source of this 1167-nucleotide messenger RNA. RefSeq lists its product as uncharacterized. The transcript is spliced from 3 exons. The record is from RefSeq and is a predicted model, not a curated record. The coding region runs from base 1 to 1167 and encodes 388 amino acids. NCBI's taxonomy places the organism in Eukaryota, Fungi, Ascomycota, Dothideomycetes, Pleosporales, Pleosporaceae.
AUGGCCGACUCAAAUACCCCAGCCCAAGACACCCCACCUACUAUCGCACCCCUUAAUAUGUACUGGGCGCGAGGUGAGCUGAUUUCCUUCCUCCAGAGGGUAUACACAUGCCAAAGCAGACCUGCGGGUGACUGGGAGCGCGAUAUCAUUUUCGCGAGGCACAACUUGGACCGCAUACCCUUCUACGAAGAUUUCCCAUUUACAAUCGAAUGUCUUCGUCUCACUCUCCUCAACUCGAAGACCUUGACUCCGAGGGAGUUGUCGAAGUUCACACGGAUCACUGAGCAAGGUAGCCAGAUGUGUAUACGUAUCUUCGUACGCCAUGCGGUUCGACAUGGGCCGUACCUGCUCUCCUCGCUCGGCCCCGAUCCGAGUCCAGACUUCCCUCGACCACAGCAGACCGGUACCGUUCAGCCUGCUAGUACACAGCCGUCAGCUCCCGCCGAUCGUCAAGCUCCAGUACCAGCUGCCUCCCAUGCGCAGCUUGCAGGCGAGAACGCGACAAUGCGAAGGCAAAUGAACGGCCUCAACGUCAGGGCCGAUAGAGUUGAAGGUCAUCGCGGAGUCGGUCGCAGCAGAGCUACACCUACUCAGACAGAUCGACCAUCGCAGCCUCGUGGAGGAUACAAUGGACGUCCAGACCGCGGCUACCAUGCCAAUCAAGGAGCGUUUAUGCCUCCAGCGGUACAACAGACUCCGUCGCAGUACAGUCCGAGUCCAUUUGGUGGCUACAAUCGGCCUUAUGGCGGCUCUCCACACAUGCCCAGUCCAUACCCGCCUGCGGCACCGAUGGGUGGCUACGGUAUGCAACAGUACCAGCAGCAGUUCGGUGAUCCUCCGCAGCAAUCUUACGGUGCAUGGAGUGGCAACCAGACCUACCAUACUACACAACAGGCCAACUCUUCUCAGUCGGGAGCCUAUACCGCCUACAUGGUGCCACCGCCACAGACAGCGCUUGUCCCGCAGCAAAUUCGAGGCUCCAAUCAAAGACAACCUGCCUAUGGUGCUCCUGGUCCUUCAGAAGUCCAACAAACACAAUUGCCAGUGCAAGCUCAAGGUGCUUCAACACUUCGCCAAGAACAGGCUUCAGCACCAAGGACUACCGCUUACGUGCCCAAUCCUUAUGCAAGACCGUUCACUCCAGGAUCCAACACCACGGAUGAUUGA